This is a messenger RNA of Syngnathoides biaculeatus (alligator pipefish), 1517 nucleotides long. RefSeq names its product cell division control protein 42 homolog. The record is from RefSeq and is a predicted model, not a curated record. The transcript is spliced from 6 exons. Bases 194 to 769 code for a protein of 191 amino acids. Gene Ontology annotation, molecular function: GTPase activity; GTP binding. Gene Ontology annotation, biological process: small GTPase-mediated signal transduction; modification of synaptic structure. Lineage: Eukaryota; Metazoa; Chordata; Actinopteri; Syngnathiformes; Syngnathidae. Gene Ontology annotation, cellular component: dendritic spine.
UUCAUUGCAUCCGCACCGUCCGUUCCUCCCGAUAUCCGCUUGUAUUAUUUCUAGUUUAACAGAUGAAUCGGAAGCACAAAUUGCGCUCCGUGCCAACGCCCGUUUUCACAGGAGCUAAGCUAGUGCUAGCCAGUGCUCAUUCCGAAGGCCGAAGGCCGCAGAAUUCUCGGCCACCCAAAGACAAGGAAGCGAGAUGCAGACCAUCAAAUGUGUGGUGGUGGGCGAUGGCGCAGUGGGAAAAACCUGUCUACUGAUUUCAUACACCACCAACAAAUUCCCCUCUGAAUACGUACCAACAGUGUUUGACAACUAUGCAGUAACGGUUAUGAUUGGCGGUGAACCGUACACCCUGGGUUUAUUUGAUACAGCAGGCCAGGAAGAUUACGACAGGUUACGACCGCUAAGCUACCCGCAGACGGACGUCUUCUUAGUCUGCUUCUCAGUUGUUUCUCCUUCGUCGUUUGAAAAUGUGAAAGAAAAGUGGGUCCCGGAAAUCACCCACCACUGUCCCAAGACCCCGUUCUUGUUGGUGGGCACUCAAAUCGACCUGCGCGACGACCCCUCCACCGUGGAGAAGCUCGCCAAGAACAAGCAGAAGCCGAUCACCCCGGAGACGGCCGAGAAGUUGGCCCGCGACCUCAAGGCGGUCAAGUACGUGGAGUGCUCCGCCCUCACCCAGAAAGGAUUAAAGAAUGUGUUUGAUGAGGCAAUACUGGCCGCCCUGGAGCCCCCCGAGCCUAAGAAAAGGCGUAAAUGUCUCCUGCUCUAAGUUUGACUUCAGCCUUCUUCCACGUUAGCCGUGCGCAGGCCACCGCAAGUUGAAAGGUCAGGAAAUAUUUGCCUCCUGGCUGAAUCGACCCAAAAGCGUGAGCGCGAUUCACGAUUGAUGCCGUUUGUGCUGACUUCGUAUUAAAAAAAAAAAAAAUGGCUUCACGCGAUGACUUUUUUCAAAACUCACGAAAAGUAGGCGACGUCGAGACGACAACUUUGAAUAUGUAUGAAUAUAAAACGCAAAACGGGCAGAUGUAUUUGACCCAUUAGCUAACUGAAUGCCAUAUUCUAUGUUUUCGCUUGAAGUGUGAACGCUCCAGGCACAAAGUUGUAUUCAUCCGGAAAACCGAACACAAAUGUAUAAAAUAUUUCACUUUGGAGGUGCAGAGCGAGGCCAGUGUACUUAAUUGGUUUUUUUUUUUAAACGUUUACGUCAAAUAGCGACAACGUGACACCCUCCCUUACGAAACUUGAAGUCCGCCGAAGGUUUUUAAAUGCCAGAAAGUGUUUGCAUUGGUCUUAAAAUAUGUAUCUUGCCACUCGUACAGUAGAUGAGGGCUUGAUUUUAUUUGUACAUAUGCUGGGAAUAACUCAUAACUUAAUGACUGAUAAGCGUGCAUGACCAGAAAGUGUUCAUUCCAAUGGGAAGAUUUUUUUUAAAUGUCCUCCUUUUCCAUUUAACAUUGAGCUGUACUGUAUUAUUUUGUGAUUCAAAUGUCACAAUAAACCGAUUUAUUAUUUUCAAA